Molecule: messenger RNA, 1298 nt
Organism: Zophobas morio
Lineage: Eukaryota; Metazoa; Arthropoda; Insecta; Coleoptera; Tenebrionidae
Product: antichymotrypsin-2-like
Exons: 4
Coding region: 40-1218 (392 amino acids)
Molecular function (GO): serine-type endopeptidase inhibitor activity
Source: RefSeq, a predicted model, not a curated record
CACGAGUUCCACAGAUCAGUUUGUACUGAAAGUGCAGCAAUGAAGACCUACAUCACCCUUGUCUCCUUCAUCACCGUGGUUUUUGCAACCACCGCAGAUGAAUUUACAAAAGCAAACAACAAAUUUGCUUCAGCCGUGUACAAAGAAAUCGCCAAAAACGAAAAUGAAAACUUCUUGAUUAGUCCAUUCUCGGCGGAAACCAUUCUAGCUUUAACUCACGCAGGGGCUAAAGGUCAAACCGCCAAAGAACUACAAAAUGCCAUCUAUCUUCCCGAAGACAACAAAAAAAUUGAAGAAGGGGUUAAAACUUUACUUCCGUCUUUGAAAGGACACGAUGCCUACACCCUUCGAACCGCCAACAAGAUGUACAUAAAAAACGACUUCCAUUUAAACCCCGGCUUCCGAAAAGUUGCAACUGAAGCCUUCUUCGCCAAUACUGAAAGCAUCGACUUUGUGCGAAACGUCAAGGCUGCUCACGUUAUGAACAACUGGGUCGAGAAGCAAACCGAGAACAGAAUCCAGAAUUUGAUAAAUCCGAGCGUUUUGAAUAAUGAAACGAGGCUCGUUUUGAUAAACGCGUUGUACUUUAAAGCCAACUGGUCGCACCCGUUUCAUCUUUCACACACGACGGAGAUCGACUUCUACAAGACUGCUACGAAUGUUGUCAAAGUGGAUGCUUUGGCUAAUGAUCACGGACAAGAAUUUCUCUUCUAUGAAUGUGGUCGUGUUAACGCGAAGUUUCUAGAAUUACCGUUUAAAGGUGGAGAGGCUUCGAUGACCAUCAUUUUACCAAAUAAGAAAGAGGGUUUGACAGAACUCGAAAAUAAUUUGGAUCGUGUUUUAAUCCCUCAUAAUCUGACGUAUCAGACGGUUGAAGUGCGAAUCCCCAAAUUCAAAAUCGAAAGCGAAAUUAACUUGAAGGAAAUUCUCAAAAAUCUGGGUGUUACAACAAUAUUUAAAGAUUUUGAAGCUGAUCUCAGUGGCAUUGCUGGUCAACGUGGUGAUUUGGUUGUCAAUGAGGUGCUCCAGAAGAGUUACAUCGAUGUUAAUGAGGAGGGAGUAGAAGCAGCUGCCGCUACGUUUUCUAUUGUUUAUGUAUCCCUGCAGGGCUUUCUCGACGAACCACAGCAAUUUUUUGCCGAGCAUCCUUUCAUUUUCUACAUUAAGGUUAAAGGAGUGAUCGUAUUCGUAGGAAGGGUUACUGAUCCUUCCAACUGAUUGUUUCUAUGUAAAUAUUUACACACAAUUUAAUAACUGAAACUAUAUCAAAAUAAAUUUGUCUGAAUUUUUUUCUGUUA